Messenger RNA from Boleophthalmus pectinirostris (great blue-spotted mudskipper), 1579 nucleotides. It is a transcript of the gene rhbdd1, whose product is annotated as rhomboid domain containing 1. The coding region runs from base 71 to 739 and encodes 222 amino acids. The transcript has 6 exons. Gene Ontology annotation, molecular function: serine-type endopeptidase activity. Gene Ontology annotation, cellular component: membrane. NCBI's taxonomy places the organism in Eukaryota, Metazoa, Chordata, Actinopteri, Gobiiformes, Gobiidae. The record is from RefSeq and is a predicted model, not a curated record.
GCACAAAGACUGGCGGCGUUUGCUGCUUUCCCCAUUACACCAUGCAGACGACUGGCACCUGUACUUCAACAUGGUGUCACUGGUGUGGAAAGGCAUGAGGCUGGAGAGACGUCUCGGUGGACCUUAUUUCCUGUAUUUGCUGUCAGUGUUCUCUGUGCUCACUGGACUGGUCUAUCUGCUGUUGGAAGCUGCGCUAACAGAGCUCACUCAGGACAAUUCCUUCAGCAUGCAAUGUGCAGUUGGCUUCUCUGGGGUCCUUUUUGGUUUAAAGGUUCUUGUUAACCAUUAUUUUCCUGGAGGGGUGUCCAGUGUGAUGGGUAUUCCUAUAUCAAAUCAGUAUGCUAGUUGGGCAGAAUUAGUGCUGAUCCACAUAACAUCACCUGGAACAUCUUUUAUUGGUCACCUAUCAGGUAUCCUAGUUGGACUGCUCUACACUUCUGGACCUUUGAAGACCAUUAUGAAGAAAUUUGCAGAUAUUGUGACUAUUGACUUGAGGCCAAGGACACAUUACAGUUCCUCUGGCUACAGUGGCACAAGACAUAGUCCCCCAAAUGCCACAACACCUAACAAUGCAGAUUAUACAGGGGGACUGACAGAAGAGGAGCAAUUAGAGAGAGCUAUCAGGAACAGUCUUAAUGAAAAUGAACAAGUUCGACAAAGACAGGCACCUCCUCCUUAUGGCUUCCAACUCUCAGAGGAGGAAAUGAGACAGCGGAGACUGAGGAGAUUUCAACAAUAAACUUAAAAACUAAAAAACUCAUACAUUUGCCAAAAAGAUUACCAGUAUGCCUUUCAGAAAUGUGUCAUUUCUUGGUCUGCCAAUAUUGAAAUAGAGAUGUUGAUGCCAAAGUUACUACAUAAGAUUUGUUUGAAUAAUUUACAAUUUACAAGUCAAAUAAUCACUGUGUAUUUUUCAAAAGUUUGUUCAGCUUGAAGUCAAAAGUCCAAAUGCCUUUUGUUAGAUUCCUGUCCAGCACAUGAACACGUUUCAUAGGAGAAUUGCAUAACAGGUCCAAGCCUAAUGUCCUGCAGCACUAUAUGAAGAGGGACAGCCAAAAUUACUGAACCCCUAUGUCCAACAAAUGCACAAAAUACAUUUGAAUAGCUUACCAAGUCCCUAACACAUGUUGGAUGAGGUUCAAAUAUGGUCCAUUGUGUUCAUUUUUAAAUUACUUUGCUAUUAAUGCAGAACAAUGAAACAUGAAAUUGUGUUAUUUUCUGAUGUGAAAUUUGUAUAUAAUAUAUAUAUAUAUUUUUUAUUUUUACUACUUUGUCUAUUUUGAUAGCUGAAUGUCUAUCUAAUUUGUGAUAUUUAUCAGAUGUUGAUUCAUUAGUUUUAAACCAUCCUUCACUCACAGUCAGUUAUCCAUGAUAUUGUUGACUUUGUUUGCUGUUUGCUGUGAUCUUAGUCACUAACAAUGAUAUUGCACUUUUAAAUAUGUUGUUUGGGUGUAUGUUUGUAACCAAUCAAAGUUAGCAAUGGUGCCCUUAAUCAAAAUGUAUUUUUGCUAAAACUGUUUUGAAAGAAUAUUAAUGAAGUGUUGUUUUUAUUUACUAUACUAAAAAGUAUUUAAUAUCA